AAAAAUGGCGGUUUCUUCUGGAAGAACAGAGCAGAGCAGAGGUGGCGGUUGUUGUCGGCGGCGAUCUCCGAUUCCGAGCGACACGGCAAAACCUUCCUUUCGGCCCAAGCAAGCUUCUGCUAGUGUGCCGCAAGUUAUUCUCCAAUCUGCACCUGAAAGUUGAAAUUCCGAGCUCUCUUUUGCCUUCCGCUUGAUUUCCUGCUCUACCGACUUCAAUCGCUUCCCGAUUCGACUAUGAGCAGGGACGAGUGUUUCACGACGCAGCUGAUUAACGAAAACGGCGAGUUCAAUGUCGCUGGCCUGGAGGGUUUCACCCGGAAGAUUAAGUUGGCUGAGUGUGGCCUUUCCUAUGCGGUGGUCGCUGUCAUGGGGCCUCAGAGCAGCGGGAAGAGCACGUUACUGAAUCAUCUUUUUCACACUAAUUUUACGGAGAUGGAUGCGUACAAGGGAAGGGUUCAAACUACCAAGGGCAUAUGGGUUGCGAAGUGUAUUGGCAUUGAGCCUUGCACGAUUGCCAUGGACUUGGAGGGUACGGAUGGAAGAGAAAGAGGAGAGGAUGAUACUACAUUUGAGAAACAAAGUGCGCUAUUUGCUCUGGCAAUCUCUGAUAUUGUUUUAAUAAAUAUAUGGUGCCAUGAUAUUGGUCGAGAGCAGGCUGCUAACAGGCCUCUUCUAAAGACAGUCUUUGAGGUCAUGAUACGCUUAUUCAGCCCACGUAAAACGACUCUAAUGUUUGUUAUACGUGAUAAGACAAAGACCCCACUUCGGCAUUUGGAGUCUAUUCUGAAGGACGACAUUCAGAAGAUAUGGAAUGCUGUUCAUAAACCGGAUUCCCUUAAGAAUACUCCCCUCAGCGAAUUUUUUAAUGUGCAAAUCUUUGCUUUGUCAAGCUAUGAAGAGAAAGAGAAGAAGUUUAAAGAAGAGGUUGCUCAACUGAGGCAACGGUUUUUCCGUUCUAUUUCUCCAGGUGGACUUGCUGGUGACCGACGAGGAGUUAUCCCUGCAUCAGGAUUUUCUUUUAGUGUGCAGCAAAUAUGGAAAGUCAUAAAGGAAAACAAGGACCUGGAUCUUCCUGCCCACAAGGUAAUGGUUGCUAGUGUGCGGUGUGAAGAGAUUGCCAAUGAGAAGUUUAGUCGCUUAACCACCGAUGAGAGGUGGUUGGCAUUAGAUGAAGCGGUCAAAGAGGGUCCUGUAUUGGGCUUUGGGCAAAAGCUAAGCUCAAUCUUAGAAUCCUAUUUCAAAGGAUAUGACAUAGAGGCAAUGUAUUUCGAUGAAGAAGUGAGAAAUGCUAAAAGAAGACAACUGAUGUCAAGGGCAUUGGAGUUUGUAUAUCCUUCUUAUGUUGUCAUGUUGGGACAUCUGCGGUCUAAAGCCUUUGAGAAUUUUAAGGAUAGGGUUGAACAGUCUAUGAACGAUGGAGAAGGAUUUGCAUCAACCGUUCGCAACUGUACCAAAACUUGCAUGCUUGAGUUUGACCAAGGGUCUGCAGAUGCUGCUGUGCAGCAAGCCAAUUGGGAUCCUUCAAAAUUCCGGGAUAAACUACGCCAUGAUAUGAGCACACAUGCAUCAUUUGUUCAAAAUGAAAAGCUAUCAGGAAUAGUAGCCAGCUACCAGAAACGCCUCGAUGAAGCACUGACUCAACCAAUAAGAUCUCUGCUUGAAGCUAGUGGGAAGGAUACUUGGGCUUCAAUAAGAAAGAUUCUUCAACACGAGACUGAAAUUACCAUAUCAAAGUUUUCAGCUAAUAUUGCUGGUUUUGAGUUGGAUCAAGAAAAAGUUGACAACAUGGUGCUAAACCUUAGGAACUAUGCUAGAAAUGUGGUUGAAAACAGAGCAAAAGAAGAAGCAGGAAAGGUUCUAAUGCACAUGAAGGAUAGGUUUUCAACCGUAUUCUCUCAUGACAAUGAUUCAUUGCCUAGGACCUGGACUGGGGAGGAAAAUAUUAGAACCAUAACUAGAGAUGCCCGCACAGCGUCAUUGAAGGUUUUAUCUGUUUUGGCUGCUAUACGUUUAGAUGAGAAGCCAGAUAAGAUUGAAAAUGUUCUCAUUUCAUCUUUGAUGAAUGAAGCUGUUGCAAUCUCUUCGUCAAAAGAUAGAAGUUCUGGACCUUCUUCUGACCCUCUUGCCUCAAGUACAUGGGAGGAGGUCUCUGCAAAGGAUACUCUGAUUACACCUGUGCAAUGCAAGUCCUUGUGGAGGCAGUUCAAAGCAGAGACCGAAUAUAUGGUUACUCAGGCCAUAACAGCACAGGAGGCGUAUAAGAGGAGUAACAAUUGGCUACCCCCUCCCUGGGCAAUUUUGGCUACGUUAAUCCUUGGUUUCAAUGAAUUGAUGCUUCUAUUAAGGAAUCCUCUCUACCUUCUGGUUAUAUUUGUGGUGUAUCUACUUUCAAAGGCCUUAUGGGUUCAGAUGGACAUUGGGAGGGCGUUUCAAAAUGGGACUUUGGCUGGACUUCUUUCCGUUUCUUCUCAGUUCCUUCCAUCUGUUCUGAACCUCCUUAGAAAACUUACUGAAGAAGCUCAAGGAUAUACAAAUCCCCAAUCAACAAGACCACUAUCAAACUUCCAGAGUUUCAGGAGUCAGGCACCUCAGUCAAAUCCAGAAACAAACUCAAUUCUGGAGCAAUCGGCAGUAUCCAAUGUCGAGUCAUCAGUAUCAUCCAACGUUGAGUCGUCGUCCGACAGCGAGGAAAUUGAAUACUCGAGCCCCAGCUUGGUCCACAGGCAGACUAAGAACCCCUGAGAAGCUGAUUGGUUUUAAUGAGAUUUCAUCUCUACAUAUAAGGUAUGAGAUUCGAUCAUCUCCAUUAGUAGAAUGUUUUAUCAUCAUUUUACCAUACAUGCUCGUGCUCGUCUCAUCGAAAAAUAAAUGCAGGUCGAAAUAAGAUUAGGACAUGUAAUGUAAAAUGUAAUGUGCUAUAACUGUAUAAUGUUUAAACUAUAUACACAAAUGGCUUACUGUGUUUAGAGACUGAGAUCAUAAUGCUUGGGCUAGCUGGCUGAGACACUGCUUCAGAUCUCCCUUUUCUUCUA
Molecule: messenger RNA, 3032 nt
Organism: Momordica charantia (bitter melon)
Lineage: Eukaryota; Viridiplantae; Streptophyta; Magnoliopsida; Cucurbitales; Cucurbitaceae
Source: RefSeq, a predicted model, not a curated record